AACACCUGAAGACAUAACCACACCAUAAAUCAGAACAUCAUCAAAAUUACCAGCUUUUUCACACAUUUCUGCUAAUUUUAUUGAUGAAAAACACCAAAUCGAUUUCGCACCUAUCGUUUCUAAUCUUUCCUUGUAAUCAUUCAUUUAUUAGUUCGAAAAUUACGGUUCUCGAUAGGCCUAUAGAUUACUCAACGAGUCAAUCAGCUAGAAGUAGUUUUAAAAAAUAGUGAAAGUGUUUUUUUUUGGAACAUAUAAAUGACUUCGGAAUUUGAAUAUUCACAAUCAACGCUCAACAGUCGAUUGAAAAAGAACUGCGUGCUUUCGUGAGUGAAGUGGUGAAAAUAAAAAACGAUGUUACUCAAGACUCUCACCACGAUAGCUCUGCUCAUAGCAUGCGUGUCAACUGAAGAAACAACCACAGAAACAGGAAAAAAUCAGACCCGUAGCCAAAGAGCGGCUGUAGUAGGGGCAAGCUAUACUACCAGCUACACAUCCGACGGAGGCUACAGCUAUGAUAAACCAUCUGUCAAUUUUGUUACUGGUACUAAAAAUACUUAUGGAGUCGGUUAUGCAGGUGCAGCUAAUUCUUACAAUGGAGGAUUAGGUGUUGGCUACACUGGAGCUAAAGGACUAAAUUCUUAUGCAGUUGGUUACAAUGGACUGAAUGGUGCUACAGGAACCAAAGGUAUUGCUGGAGUAAAUACUUAUGGCGUUGGUUACACAGGUGGUGUAAAUUCUUAUGGAGUAGGAGUUGGCUACACUGGAGCUAAAGGUAUUGCAGGAGGAGUGAAUUCUUACACUGGUGGCGUUAAUUCCUAUGGCGUAGGAGUUGGCUACACUGGAGCUAAGGGUAUUGCAGGAGGAGUUAAUUCUUACACUGGUGGUGUGAAUUCUUAUGGAGUAGGAGUUGGUUACACUGGAGCUAAAGGUAUUGCAGGGGGAGUCAAUUCUUACACUGGUGGUGUGAAUUCUUAUGGAGUAGGAGUUGGUUACACUGGAGCUAAAGGUAUUGCAGGGGGAGUCAAUUCUUACACUGGUGGUGUAAAUUCCUAUGGCGUAGGAGUUGGCUACACUGGAGCUAAAGGUAUUGCAGGAGGAGUUAAUAGUUACACUAGUGGUGUAAAUUCCUUUGGCGUAGGAGUUGGCUAUACUGGACCUAAAGGCAUUGGAGGAGGAGUUAAUUCUUACACUGGUGGAGUGAAUUCUUAUGGAGUUGGCUACACUGGAGCUAAGGGCAUUGCAGGAGGAAUUAAUUCUUAUGGAGUAGAUGUUGGUUACACUGGGGCAAAAGGUAUUGCAGGAGGAGUAAAUUCCUUUGGCGUAGGAGUUGGUUUUACUGGACCUAAAGUAAUUGGAGGAGGAGUUAAUUCUUAUGGACAAGGAGUUGGCUAUACUGGAACUAAAGGUAUUGCAGGAGGAAUCAAUUCCAUUGGCGUAGGAGUUGGCUACACAGGAGCUAAGGGUAUUGCAGGAGGAAUUAAUUCCAUUGGCGUAGGAGUUGGCUACACAGGAGCUAAGGGUAUUGCAGGAGUCAAUUCUUACGGCGUUGGAGUAGGCUACACUGGUGUGAACGGCGCUCCAGGAGUCAAGGGUGUUAAUACAUUUGGAAGUAGUUACACAAGUGGUGUAAAUUACAACGGUGUAGGCGUUGGCUACACUGGAGCUAAAGGAGCUAUAGGAGGAGCUUACACUGGCCUAGGAGGUGGUAUCAAUGGAGCUAAAGGUGUUGGCUAUGCAGGUGGAUUUGGCUAUAAUGGAGUAAAGGGUUACACUGGAAUCAAUGGUUAUAACAAUUACCUAGAAGAUUGUCACAAUUAUCAGACCGGCCCUUAUGGAGUAACACAAUACCAAAAUUAUUUCAGUCAAUUCACUGACCCAAAACAACAGAGUUACCUUGGCCAAUUUGAUAUCACAAAGCAAAAUGGUAUUGGGCAAUAUGGAGCCCCCUAUCAAGGAUUUGGAGGACGUUAUUCAGUGACAAAACAAAACUCCUUCACCCAAUAUGGAGUACCUAAUCAACAGUUCAUUGGUCAACAAGGCAAUUAUAAACAACCAGGUUACUCAGGACAAUAUGGUAUUACAAAACAAGUAUUUUAUGGUCAACAAAGUGUACCAGCUAUAACUACACAGAUAGCAUUCAAUCAAUAUGGUUUACCAAAACAGCAAGGUUUUACAAACCAAUAUGAUAUUACAAAACAGAACACCUUUGGACAAUAUGGAGCACCCAAAGUACAAGGUUUCCAAGGCCAAUACGAUGUUACCAAACAGAACUUCAUUAGUCAAUAUAACACCAUUAAACCACACAAGGAUUAUGGAGUACCAGAUGAAUACAAAUAUACCAGUAAACAGGGAUAUACUUACUAAUAAAAAUCACUAAAUUAUAAGCUUCUAGAUGGAGAAUGUAUAGACAUAUCAGGAAUAAAUUAUUUUUUCAAUAAUAAA
Harmonia axyridis is the source of this 2442-nucleotide messenger RNA. Its product is annotated as shematrin-like protein 2. The record is from RefSeq and is a predicted model, not a curated record. The coding region runs from base 352 to 2364 and encodes 670 amino acids. The transcript has 2 exons. NCBI's taxonomy places the organism in Eukaryota, Metazoa, Arthropoda, Insecta, Coleoptera, Coccinellidae.